Molecule: messenger RNA, 932 nt
Organism: Gavia stellata (red-throated loon)
Lineage: Eukaryota; Metazoa; Chordata; Aves; Gaviiformes; Gaviidae
Product: fatty acid-binding protein 5
Exons: 5
Coding region: 1-726 (241 amino acids)
Biological process (GO): fatty acid transport
Cellular component (GO): cytosol; nucleus
Molecular function (GO): fatty acid binding
Source: RefSeq, a predicted model, not a curated record
AUGUUCUGCACAGCGUGCCGUCCCGGGGAGCUGCGGGCCCGGGGAGCAGACAGGGGUGGGUGCGGGUGUGUUCGUGCGUGUGUGUGCGGGAGGAGGGCGGGCAGCGGCGCGGCGUGUCCGCUCUUGCCGCCGCCGCCGCGGGCGGGACUCGCCGGGCGGGGGCUCGGCGGGGAAGGGGCCGGGGCGCGGCGGCCGCCCCAUUGGCUCUUCCCGGCGGCACAUGUCGCCGGCCCCGCUAUAAAGACGGCCGCGGCCCCACUGCAGCCCGUCCUCCUGCCUCCACGCUUCCCCAGGGAUACCGCCAGCUCCAGCGCCGCCGCCAUGGCCAUCGAUGCGUUUUUAGGCAAAUGGUGCCUCAUCUCCAGCGAGGGCUUCGAGGAGUACAUGAAGGAGCUGGGUGUGGGUAUGGCCAUGAGAAAAAUGGGAAGCAUGGCCAAACCAGAUGUUUACAUUAUUAAGGACGGGGACACAAUCACCGUAAAAACAGAAAGCACCUUCAAAACUUCACAGUUCAGCUUCAAGCUUGGUGAGAAAUUUGAGGAAAACACAUUAGAUGGCAGGAAAACUCAGACCCUUGUCAGCUUAAAAGAUGACGGGUCAUUGAUUCAAGAGCAGGAAUGGGAUGGCAAGAAGACCAUAAUAACACGGAAACUAGUGGAUGGACAAUUGGUGGUGGAAUGUGACAUGAAUGGUGUCAAGUGUGUUAGAGUCUACCAGAAAGCAUGAGGACGUCAUCACAUUCAGUAGGAACUUGCUACAAAUAACUCAGUUCAGUGGACAGAGCUCCUUUACACUCCGUAUUUUCCUUUUCCCUGUUUUCUAGUAUUUCAAUGGACUGAGUAGCUGAGUGCCAUCCUUUUUAAAAGCCGUGAUGUAACUAUUACGUAACUAUUCUGAACUUACCAGGCUGUUAAAUAAAAUUGUCAAAUAUA